AUGAGCGCGUACUUAAACGGGUACGACUCGGAGCACAUGCUCUUUCAUCAACCUAUCGCUACGGGACCACUAACUGUCGAAGAUCUUGAUGAUGACGACUGCUUCUCUGACUUUGAUGCUGUAGAACGGGACAUUGACGCUGAGAUCGAGGCGCGGCAGCAUGAGAAGCCUCGCGUUGCAGCGCGUGUCUCGCCUCCUUCUCCGUCAUCUUCUCCUCGCACAAUAUCGCAACGGAUGUUGCAAGUAUUGCAGCAAAAUCGCACGCGGAGCCGAGCUGCAGCUGCAGGUGCAGAUUCGAUGCCACCACGUAGACGAAUGCCGAGAGCUGUAGAAAAAACCGUUGGAAACUCGGCAGCUGAUUUGCACUCGAUGGGAAAUAAGAAGACGUCUCCGGCUAAUACUGUGAAAAUGACAGAUACCACAUUGGAUACAUCGCUAUCGUCGCGCCCCAGGUCCUCGUGCACGGAUCGAUUGGAAGCUAGAAUCUCCAAGAGUUUUCAAACGCAACGAGGCAAUGGACUUGGAUGUAGAGCGGUGGAGGAAGAACCAGAUGUGUCAUUGCUAUACUUGGAAAGAGAGACGUAUCCGGCCGAGUCUGUGAGGAAGACCGUGCACGCAAGACUGUCAGAUAAUCGGUCUAGGAAUGCGUCUACGCCUCAAGAGACCAAAAUGAUGGAGAUUAUGGACAAGGAACGAGCCAUGAACGUUUUCCGAUCAGAGAUGUCUUGUCCUGAGAGAUCGUCAAGUGCUAAGAAGAAUAAUGGGGUGAUGUUCCACUUCAGACGAGGGAAGUCGGUAAAGAACGAUGUGUUGGAUGGGCGACUGGAGAGAUUGGCGUUGACGAAUGGUAGACCUGACGAUCGUGUAGAGAAUACAUUAGUGAAAGCGCAACCUCUGAAGCAUGUAACAGACCCAGAGUACACGGCCUUAGCCUUGCAAUUGGCUGAGACGGAAUCGCUGGUGGAUAGCAUUGAGAGCUGCAUGAAGAAGCCGUCAUUCCUCGAAUUGGCUGCGCGUGUUUUGAACGAGAUGCAGUUGCUCUUGAAGACGACACAGCAAAUUCGUGCAAAUGGAACGACAUUGAUCUUGGCCAGCGUGAGCAAGCGCCAGAAUGCUGAUUUUACGCAAGCACUUCGACGCCUGGUAGCGAAAGCAGCAUCGGUUCAAAUGCGCAUUGGCGCGCUCAUGGAUGCGAUCAAGCAGCUUAUGGUGUGA
This is a messenger RNA of Peronospora farinosa, 1215 nucleotides long. NCBI's taxonomy places the organism in Eukaryota, Oomycota, Peronosporomycetes, Peronosporales, Peronosporaceae. The record is from the annotation of a GenBank genome assembly.